Messenger RNA from Octodon degus (degu), 3306 nucleotides. It is a transcript of the gene Dnaaf5, whose product is annotated as dynein axonemal assembly factor 5. Gene Ontology annotation, biological process: outer dynein arm assembly; cilium movement; inner dynein arm assembly. The transcript has 13 exons. Gene Ontology annotation, molecular function: dynein intermediate chain binding. The record is from RefSeq and is a predicted model, not a curated record. Gene Ontology annotation, cellular component: cytoplasm. NCBI's taxonomy places the organism in Eukaryota, Metazoa, Chordata, Mammalia, Rodentia, Octodontidae. The coding region runs from base 16 to 2553 and encodes 845 amino acids.
AGCAACGCGCGCAAGAUGGCGGCGGAGGCGGAGAGAGCCGCCGGUCCCUCGGAGUUGGUGGAGUUGAGCCGCGUGUUGGGCCGUCUGCUGCCAGGGCUGGAAACAGACAGCAAGCUGGGACGGCGGCGCGCGCUGGAAGCCCUGCAGCAUGUAAUGGAGGAGACCGCGGGGCCCAGCGCCGACCCCGCCGCUUUUCAGGGCCCCUGGGCACGCCUGCUGCUGCCGCGCCUACUGCGCCUCCUGGCCGACCCGGCCGAGGGCUGCCGCGCGCAAGCUGUGCACCUGCUGGACCUCGGCCUGCGCCGCGCCGCGCGACCCUGCGACGCCCUGCCGCGCCUGCUGCCCGCGCUUACCGCACGCCUAACCCGGCCCGAUCCUGCGCGGCCCCCGCCCGAAGCCUGCGAGGAGCUGCGCCUGGCCCUCGUGCAGCUAUUAGGCCUAACAGUGAGCCUUGGUGGCGCCGCUCUCGCGCCCCACCUGGACGACGUUGUGCGUGCGCUGCGGGACGCGCUGCUGGACCCCUUUGCUGCUGUGCGACGCGAGAGCUGUGAGUGCGCCGCCGCCCUGGCGCGCGCCACGCCCGACCACUUCCACAUGCAGUCGGAGUCCUUGAUCAGCCCUCUGAUGCACACCAUCUCCCACCAGCACUGGAAAGUCCGGGUGGCUGUCAUCGAAGCCACAGGGACAGUGAUCCAGUUUGGGAACGGGAAGUCCGUAGACGAUGUGCUGUCACACUUUGCCCAGCGGCUCUUUGAUGAUGUCUCUCAGGUACGACAGGCAGUGACCUCCGUGGUGGGGGGCUGGCUACUGGAUCUGCGGGACCGCUAUUCGUUCUUUCACAAGCUUAUCCCUUUGUUGCUGAGCAGCUUCAACGACGAGAUGCCUGAAAUCAGGCAGUUGGCUGCCAGCCUCUGGGAGAAGGUGGGGCUGCAGUGGCAAGAGGAGAACGAGGCGGACCUGAAGGACAAGCUGGACUUCGCCUCACCACCCCCACCUCACUACCCCCAAGAGAGCCGCCCAGUGCUGGGCUGCCGGGAACUGGUCUUCAGGAACCUCUCCAAAAUCCUUCCUGCCAUCUGUCACGACAUCACCGACUGGGUGGUGGGGACCAGGGUAAAGUCUGCACAGCUCCUGCCAGUGCUGCUCCUGCACGCUGAGGACCAUAUCACACAACACCUGGAGAUCAUCCUUAGAACCCUGCAGAGGGCCUGUGCGGAUGAGGAGGUGGCCGUGGUCAGCAGUUGUGCAAGAUCUGCAGAGCUGAUUGGGAUAUUCAUCAGCCCAGAAGUUUCUCUGAAGCUCAUCAUAUCAAUGCUGAAGAAGGCACCCUCCUCUUCUAGCCUGUUGAUUCUUGCUUCUGUCAUUCGAGGCUGUCCACGGGAUGCCCUCCAGCCACACCUCAUGGCCAUCACCACAGAGCUGGUCCAGGCGCAUGUCUGCCAGGCAUCUGAAAAUGAUCUCUACCUAGAGCACCUGCUGCUCUGUGUGCAGACUCUGGUGUCUGUGUGUCAGGAGGACUGCAGCGUGGCCAGCCUGCAGCUCAUGGAGGUGCUGGUGACAAUCAUGGCUCUCUCGGGUGCCACCGCCCUUGGGGACAAGGCUCAGGAGACCAUGGAGUCACUGGCUUUGGUGGAAAAUGUCCCCGGCAGUCAGGAUCUCUACCACAAGCACAUGGGUCCUCUCCUGGAGCGGCUGACUGCCUCGCACUGUGACUGGACUGCACACUCUGUGGAGCUGCUGCAGUUCUGUGAGGUCAUCACCCGGUCAGGCCCUGCUGUGGGAGAAGCGCUGCAGCACGUGGUCCCCACCCUCAGGGCCUGUCUGCAGACCACAAGAGACCCCCGUAUGUGCCUGAAGCUCUUCUCCAUCCUCUCUAGCCUGCUGCUGAGGCCCAAGGACACCAUUGACUCCCAGGGGCAGUUUUGUGUCUACCUUGACUCAGUGGUAAAAGACAUUCUGAUGCCAAAUCUGCAGUGGCGAGCAGGGAAGACAGCUGCAGCCAUCCGCACAGCUGCCGUGUCCUGCUUGUGGGCACUCACCAGCGGUGAUAUCCUGUCAGCCAAGCAGGUGCAUGACGUUCAGGAUGCGUUGCUGCCUCAGGUCUUGGCCACCCUGGAAGAGGACAUGCAGACCACUCGGCUGAUCUCCUGUCGUAUCAUUAACAUAUUUCUAAAGACCUCUGGAGAUGUUGUGGACCCAGAUAAAUUCCUCAAGAUUUAUCCUGAGCUCCUGAAGCGUCUGGACGACGUCUCCAAUGAUGUGCGGAUGGCCGCCACCUCUGCCCUGCUCACCUGGCUCAGAUGCAUCCAGAGCACCGGCGGCAAGUCGUACUAUCAAAGCAGCAUCCAGUACCUGUACAGGGAGCUCCUCCUUCACCUGGAUGACCCCGAGAGCGCCAUCCAGGACGCCGUCUUAGAGGUGCUCAAGGAAGGCAGCGUGCUGUUCCCAGAUCUCCUGGUGCGCGAGACCGAGGCUGUCAUCCAUAAGCACCGCUCAACCACCUACUGUGAUCAGCUCCUGCAGCAUGUGCAGGCCACUGCAGCCGCACAGUGACCAUGUGGUGGCAUCUAACACCUCUAGCCUUGAACCUGCAUCAGCAGGGCACCCGUGUCAGCAGCCCGGAUGUAACGGAGCAAACAGUGCCCCUGAGACUCCUUCCCCGUCCCCACUGUACUUUUGGCCAGCAGCCUCUGAGUGACAUCGAUGAGUGGGUUCCAUAUUUUUAUGUCUUCCUGAAGAAGGCCUCCCAGUGUUUAUAGUUCUCUUGAAGCUAAAACUAAAUGUUACCUGCCCACACUAUCAGCCAAAUCAGCUGAUUGUUAUUAUUUUAUAAACUCUCAUGUACUGCUUGGUUCUAGCCUGCUUAAAUAAAUGCCCUCUAAGAAAGUUCUUGACUAUUAAAAAAAAAAAAAAAAAAAAAGCCAUUAGAAAAAAAAACAUCAUUCUUUGGGUCCCAUCUCAGACCACCAGGAAUUUGAACUCUUGACUGUUAUCUGUGAUGUCUUAACCAUUUAAGUACACUGGAACUUGUUACCUAGACAUGCAUGGUUAUAGUGUUUUUGAGUGGUAAUGCUGACAGUAUUUUGAUAGAACAUUCAGAUCUCAUUUUGUUGCUCUCUUAGCAGCAGUAAAAUAAGAUUGUAUUAUAUUCUCCAGCAGAUUCUACACCUAAGUGCCUAAAAGAUUGUAAGGGGGAUAUUGCUACCUUAAGCCAAUAUUUAUAUUAACACAGCAGGAAAAGGCUGUUAUAUUUUCUACUAAUCACAUAUUAAUAUUUGUGCUCUGGUGUUAAAAUUUUUUAUUAAA